AUGGAGGAAGGGACCCCUGAAAGAAUGGUGCUUCAACUCUUAUUGAAAAAACCCAACUUCCUCUUACUUUCUAGGGGGCAGAUGAUUUCUGCUGAAGAUUGUGAAUUCAUUCAAAGGUUUGAAAUGAAAAGAAGUCCUGAAGAGAAGCAAGAGAUGCUCCAAACUGAAGGCAGUCAGUGUGCUAAAACGUUUAUAAAUUUGAUGACUCAUAUCUCCAAAGAACAGACAGUUCAGUAUAUACUAACUAUGGUGGAUGAUACGCUGCAGGAAAAUCACCAGCGGGUUAGCAUUUUCUUUGACUAUGCUAAACGCAGCAAGAACACUGCCUGGUCCUACUUUCUACCAAUGUUGAAUCGCCAGGAUCUCUUUACUGUUCAUAUGGCAGCAAGAAUUAUUGCGAAGUUAGCAGCUUGGGGGAAAGAACUAAUGGAAGGCAGUGACUUAAAUUACUAUUUCAAUUGGAUAAAAACUCAGCUGAGUUCACAGAAACUGCGUGGUAGCGGUGUCGCUGUUGAAACAGGAACAGUCUCUUCAAGUGAUAGUUCUCAGUAUGUGCAGUGUGUUGCUGGGUGUCUGCAGCUGAUGCUUCGGGUCAAUGAGUACCGCUUUGCCUGGGUAGAAGCAGAUGGGGUAAACUGCAUCAUGGGAGUUUUGAGUAACAAGUGUGGCUUUCAACUCCAGUAUCAAAUGAUUUUUUCAAUAUGGCUCCUGGCAUUCAGUCCUCAAAUGUGUGAACACCUGCGACGCUAUAAUAUCAUUCCUGUCCUGUCCGAUAUCCUUCAAGAAUCUGUCAAAGAGAAAGUGACAAGAAUCAUUCUUGCAGCAUUCCGUAACUUUUUAGAAAAAUCGACUGAAAGAGAAACUCGCCAGGAAUAUGCUCUGGCUAUGAUUCAAUGCAAAGUUCUGAAACAGUUGGAGAACUUGGAACAGCAGAAGUACGAUGAUGAAGAUAUCAGUGAAGAUAUAAAAUUUCUUUUGGAAAAACUUGGUGAGAGUGUCCAAGAUCUUAGCUCAUUUGAUGAAUACAGUUCAGAACUUAAAUCUGGAAGAUUGGAGUGGAGUCCUGUGCACAAAUCUGAGAAAUUUUGGAGAGAAAAUGCUGUGAGGUUAAAUGAGAAGAAUUAUGAGCUCUUAAAAAUUUUGACAAAACUUCUGGAGGUGUCGGAUGAUCCACAAGUCUUAGCUGUUGCUGCUCAUGAUGUUGGAGAAUAUGUGCGGCAUUAUCCACGAGGCAAACGGGUCAUUGAACAGCUUGGUGGGAAGCAGCUGGUCAUGAACCACAUGCACCACGAGGACCAGCAGGUUCGCUACAAUGCUCUUCUGGCUGUGCAGAAACUCAUGGUGCACAACUGGGAAUAUCUUGGUAAACAGCUCCAAUCUGAGCAGCCCCAGACCGCUGCUGCCCGAAGCUGAACGUGCCCUCCAGCCUCAGAAUCUCCACUCUUCACGUUUUACCUGGGACGGAGUACCUGGAGUAUGAAUCUCAGUAGUUAGGGUCAGGAGCAAAUAAUUGUCCAUUUUACUUAAAGUUUUCUUCUGUUGUGUCGCUUUUCCCUACGCUGAUUUUCGUUGAACGUGUUUGCCCACUAAGCUGUAUAAAAGUAGGUGUUUUCUGUUGCUAAGGAAAUGAUUAACUGUUACAUACACCGCUUGUAAUUUCUGUAUUUAUUGUUCUCUGGAAAUGAGUAUAGUUAUUAAAGGAUUCUCACUUCAAAAAGG
This is a messenger RNA of Leptonychotes weddellii (Weddell seal), 1719 nucleotides long. NCBI's taxonomy places the organism in Eukaryota, Metazoa, Chordata, Mammalia, Carnivora, Phocidae. The record is from RefSeq and is a predicted model, not a curated record.